Molecule: messenger RNA, 3354 nt
Organism: Salvelinus namaycush (lake trout)
Lineage: Eukaryota; Metazoa; Chordata; Actinopteri; Salmoniformes; Salmonidae
Product: calcium-activated potassium channel subunit alpha-1
Exons: 31
Coding region: 1-3354 (1117 amino acids)
Biological process (GO): transmembrane transport; potassium ion transport
Cellular component (GO): postsynaptic membrane
Molecular function (GO): large conductance calcium-activated potassium channel activity
Source: RefSeq, a predicted model, not a curated record
AUGAUGGAAGAGGCCCAGAAGGUGAAUAAUCCUGCUAACAGUCAGGCAGCAGAUGGGACACCUAAGGGUCCUGAUGAGAAGGACGAAGUGGUACCUGCCAGCGAGGUGGGGUGGAUGACCUCUGUGAAGGACUGGGCCGGGGUCAUGAUAUCAGCACAGACACUCACCGGCAGAGUCCUGGUCGUGCUCGUCUUUGCUCUCAGCAUUGGAGCACUUGGAAUAUACUUUAUAGACUCUUCUGAUCCCAUAGAAUCCUGUCAGAAUUUCUACAAAGAUUUCACGUUACAGAUCGACAUGUUCUUCAAUGUCUUCUUCCUUCUCUACUUUGGGCUGCGGUUCAUAGCAGCCAAUGAUAAGCUGUGGUUCUGGCUGGAGGUCAACUCAGUGGUGGACUUCUUCACUGUUCCUCCUGUCUUCGUAUCGGUCUACUUGAAUAGGAGCUGGCUGGGCUUAAGAUUCCUGAGAGCCUUGAGAUUGAUACAGUUCUCAGAAAUUUUACAGUUUUUGAAUAUCUUAAAAACAAGCAAUUCCAUCAAGCUGGUGAACCUGUGUUCCAUCUUCAUAAGCACAUGGCUAACAGCUGCCGGAUUCAUACAUUUGGUGGAAAACUCAGGGGAUCCUUGGGAAAACUUCCAAAAUUCCCAGUCACUUUCCUAUUGGGAAUGUGUCUACUUGCUCAUGGUCACUAUGUCAACAGUGGGCUACGGGGAUGUCUAUGCAAAAACCACCCUGGGACGCCUGUUCAUGGUCUUCUUCAUCCUUGGGGGUUUGGCCAUGUUUGCCAGCUACGUCCCUGAAAUCAUAGAGUUAAUAGGAAACCGCAAGAAAUAUGGUGGUUCCUAUAGUGCGGUUAAUGGGAGAAAGCACAUUGUGGUCUGUGGUCAUAUAACGCUCGAAAGUGUCUCCAACUUCCUCAAAGACUUCCUACACAAGGACAGGGAUGAUGUCAAUGUAGAAAUUGUUUUUCUCCAUAAUAUUUCCCCUAAUCUUGAGCUGGAAGCCUUGUUCAAACGCCACUUUACCCAAGUGGAGUUCUACCAGGGAUCUGUUCUCAACCCUCACGAUCUGGCCCGAGUGAAGAUUGAGUCAGCAGACGCCUGUCUGAUUCUGGCUAAUAAAUACUGUCCAGAUCCCGAUGCUGAAGAUGCCUCUAACAUCAUGAGGGUCAUCUCUAUCAAGAACUAUUCCCCCAAGAUACGAAUUAUCACUCAAAUGUUACAAUACCAUAACAAGGCUCACCUGCUCAACAUUCCUAGCUGGAACUGGAAGGAGGGUGAUGAUGCGAUCUGUCUAGCAGAGCUGAAGGCUGGCUUCAUAGCUCAGAGCUGUCUGGCCCAGGGCCUCUCCACCAUGCUGGCCAAUCUCUUCUCCAUGAGGUCUUUCAUCGAGAUUGAAGAGGAUACGUGGCAGAAGUACUAUUUAGAAGGGGUAGCUAAUGAGAUGUACACAGAGUAUCUGUCCAGUGCCUUUGUGGGGCUCUCCUUCCCAGCAGUCUGUGAGCUGUGCUACGUGAAGCUGAAGCUGUUGCUUAUCGCCAUCGAGAACAAGUCGGAGCUGGGAGAGAGCAGAAGCCGAAAGCGCAUCCUCAUCAACCCGGGGAACCACGUAAAGAUGCAGGAAGGAACUCUGGGGUUCUUCAUCGCCAGCGACGCCAAAGAAGUAAAGAGAGCAUUUUUCUACUGCAAAGCUUGUCAUGACGACAUCACAGACCCCAAACGGAUCAAAAAGUGCGGCUGCAAACGACUGAUUUAUUUUGAAGAUGAGCACCCGUCAACUCUGUCGCCCAAAAAAAAGCAGCGGAACGGAGGCAUGCGAAACUCACCCAACAACUCGCCCAAAAUGAUGAGGCAUGACCCUCUACUAAUCCCUGGGAACGAGCAGAUGGAGAACAUGGACAUGAAUGUGAAGCAGUAUGACUCCACAGGAAUGUUCCACUGGUGCCCAUCUAAAGAGAUUGAGAAGGUCAUCCUGACCCGGAGUGAGGCAUCCAUGACGGUGUUGAGCGGCCAUGUAGUGGUCUGUAUAUUUGGAGAUGUCACGUCCGCUCUAGUGGGGCUGCGAAACUUGGUGAUGCCUUUGAGAGCCAGCAACUUCCAUUAUCACGAGCUGAAGCCCAUAGUGUUUGUGGGCUCGCUGGAGUACCUGAGGAGAGAGUGGGAAACCCUACACAACUUCCCCAAGGUCUCCAUACUACCUGGUACGCCAUUAAGUCGUGCAGAUUUAAGGGCUGUCAACAUCAACCUCUGCGACAUGUGCGUGAUACUGUCGGCCAAUCAGAACAAUAUCGACGACGCCUCGCUGCAGGAUAAGGAAUGCAUUCUGGCGUCGCUCAACAUCAAGUCUAUGCAGUUUGACGACAGCAUCGGGCUCUUGCAGGCUAACUCCCAAGGUUUCACGCCUCCUGGAAUGGACCGGUCAUCUCCAGACAGCAGUCCAGUACAUGGUUUAGUACGCCAGGCCUCCGUCACCACCGGCGCCAACAUCCCCAUCAUCACUGAACUAGUGAACGACUCCAACGUUCAGUUCCUGGACCAAGAUGAUGAUGAUGACCCGGACACAGAGCUGUACCUGACACAGCCCUUCGCCUGCGGAACCGCCUUCGCUGUCAGCGUGCUGGACUCUCUCAUGAGUGCAACAUACUUCAACGAUAAUAUCCUCACCCUAAUCCGGACGCUGGUGACUGGGGGAGCCACCCCGGAGCUAGAGGCUCUAUUGGCCGAAGAGAACGCCCUGCGAGGGGGCUACAGCACGCCACAGACACUGGCCAACCGAGACAGGUGUCGUGUAGCCCAGCUAGCCCUCUAUGACGGGCCCUUUGCCGACUUGGGGGAUGGCGGUUGCUAUGGAGAUUUGUUUUGUAAAGCGUUGAAGACGUACAACAUGUUGUGCUUCGGAAUCUACAGAUUGAGAGACGCUCACCUCGCCACGCCUAGCCAGUGUACCAAACGGUAUGUGAUCACCAACCCUCCGUAUGAGUUUGAGCUGGUCCCCACAGACCUGAUCUUCUGCCUGAUGCAGUUUGACCACAACGCAGGCCAGUCCCGGGCCAGCCUCUCCCACAGCUCUCACUCCUCCCAUUCCUCCAGCAAAAAGAGCUCGUCCGUCCACUCCAUCCCCACCACCAACCGGCAGAACCGCAGCAGCAAGGCCCGGGAGGCCGGCCACAAACAGAAUGCAACAAGGAUGAAUAGAAUGAGCCAAGAAAGGAAAUGGUUUACAGAUGAACCAGAAAAUGCCUACCCACGGAACAUUCAGAUCAAGCCCAUGAGCACUCACAUGGCCAACCAAAUCAACCAAUACAAAUCCACUAGCAGUCUGAUUCCACCAAUCAGAGAAGUUGAAGAUGAAUGCUGA